CGGCGGGCCGGGGCCGAGGCUGAGGGGAGCCCGGGGUGGUUCGUCGGGUUCCUCUGCCCCCCGCCGGUGCUCGGUGGGAGCCGGUCCGGCGGCGGCCUCCCCACUCGGGAAGAGUUUACGGUUGGACUCGGUGGCCUUAAAGGUCUUUUCCCGACCUAAAUGAUGCAGGUGAGCGAGGCCUGGGCGCUUGGGCUCGGCAGUGUAAGAAGCGGCGGUGCGAAGCUUCUCUGCUAGCGUGUGUUUGCGGUGGAUGAAGGUGAACCUCGGCCUCGGACCCGUGGCGGGAAAGAAUGGCUGGCAGUCCUGAGAAUAACUCAUCCCUCUCCGUUCAGGAAGUCAUAUGCUCAGAAAGUUCCCAAGCAAUGAAGUCCCAGCAUGCUGAAGAAGCAAUCUUUUACACGAACUGCCGAGCAGCUUAUUUAACUGUUUUAAAAAGCAGUUUAGAAAAUAUUAAAUCAAAAGAACAACUCAGUUUAGUACUUCAACAGGCUGGAAGAAAUCCAUCUCAGAAGACAGUUAAUAAAUAUUGGACUUCACAAACGACUACACUGAAUUUUGAUGAUUUUUGUACUAUUUUAAAAAAAGAAAAACCAGCUACAAAAACUGAACUGCUCGAAGCAUUUAGAAAAAUAGACACAAAUAACACUGGAUAUAUUUUACACGAUGAACUUUAUAAAAUUCUUACAAUGAGAGGUGAAAGAAUGACUCAAGAUGAAGUGAGUACCAUUAUUAAACAAGCUGAUUUUAACUGCCAUGGCAAACUUGACUACAACAAGUUUUGUGACUUAUACAUGACAACCAGUGAGCAGUGCUGCAAGACUGCACGGCAGAAACUGGAAGUUGAUAGCCGAUUGAGGCAACAGCAGUUUGGAAGUCAAGCUGAAACUUCCUCUGAAGGGAUCACACCGCCAGUGUCAAAACCAUCACCAAGAAUCUCAGGGAAAACUGAUCACAAACUAGCACCAUCAAAAGGAGAUAGCAGAACUCCUUCAAGACCCUCAUCAGCUCAAAAUUGCAAAGCAUCCAUUUCUACCACUCUUAGCAUGGGUGCCAGCAGCAACAGAAACACAAAGCUAAUUGAGCCAGACACAAUGAAGGAGUGGCACUGUGCACAAUCCAAAGGAUGCUUCUACUUAGAAGAAGAUGGUGAAAUCAUUAGUCACAAGUACAAGUUGCACUUACCUCAAAGGUCUACAGUAUGUAUUACCAUCAAGCCUUUAAACAUUCGUCAGGUAGAAGGAAAAACUUGUCAAUGGUUGUCAGUGGAUACAGCUUUGUAUAUUCUGAAGGAAAACGAAACCCAAGAAAAUCUACAGCUUGUGAGUUUUACUGAACAACAAAACAAAGAGAUGUUUGGAUGGAAAGGGGAGCUUGGAUCAGGAGUAUAUUGGCUGCUCCCAUUCACAACAGGCUGCAGGUUGAAGAAGUUAAAAACACAGAUGACUGGAGAAGCAACACUGGUAUAUAGAGGUGAGGAUGGAGAACUGGCUCUGACCAAAGAGUUCCGAGCUGCUUUAUUGGAUAUAUUUGAAACAAUUGAUUUGGAUGGAAAUGGCCUUCUGAGUUUGGAGGAAUACAAUUUCUUUGAACUGAGAACUAGUGGUGAGAAAUGUGAUGAAGAAGCAUGGACUGUAUGUAAGGAGAAUUUUGAUAUGAAGAAGAAUGAGCUAACAAGACAAGGAUUUAUGGAUUUGAAUCUCAUGGAAGCCAAUGACCGUGAAGGGGAUCCUAGUGACCUCUGGGUGACUUUAUUGUCUCUGGGCUACAAUAAAGCAUUAGAAAUGACAGAGGCAUGCCCCUUUGUCAUUGACAUCUAUGCAGAAAAAUGCAAACCCAGAAUUAAAGCCAUAUAUCUAGAGGCAGGGAGCUCUCAACUCAACAGGGCUGUUUGCAAGUCUGUUGUUAAUAAAGGAGAGGCCAAAGUAAUGGAUGGCUGUGAAAACAUAAUCGUCUAUACCUACAAAACAGGCAGGAGAAUCACUUCUGUUAUUGAAAAUAAGUCUGAAAACAAAGUAAUUAUUCAUGUCAACAACGAGCAGAGUAAGAACUGCCUAAGUAACAGGGGACUUACUGUUUUUGCUGUGGAAGUGGCACCAAAAUCCAUGAUGGUUUCGCAGCAUGUGAUGCCGCUGAAUGAGCACGAAGAAUGGCUUUAUAAUUGUGUGCAUUCCCUCUUACGUUAAACAUUCUAGUUAGAGGGCUGUUUCUUGGCAGCAUUCAGACUAAACCAGGAAUUUUUUUUGGCAGCUUCUAGACAUAGUCUUGUCCUUCUUAAAAAGCUGGCAUACACUUACACUUCGCAGAGUUUGAUUUGUUAAAGCAAAUGAAUCACAAGUACUUAACUUAUUUCUGGUUUCACACUUCUCCUAAUAGCUUUUAAGAAACAUGUAUAGAGAUAGCUUAGGGAUGGAAUAAGUGUAAGUAUAUAAAAUGCUUUGACAGAGUAGAGUAUUCAUCACACAUGGUCUAAUGAAAUACACUGGCAUGAAAACAUUGAGACACAGUAAAAAUUAGUGCUGUUCAGUAAUAUAGCUGACAGUUGUAAUAUAAUUACAUUUUAUAAGGACUAGUUUCCCUAAAUAUGCUCUUGUUUUCUAUAACGUGUAAUGUAGUUCCAUUGCAUGCUGGAACUGCUUCACUGAGGAAAAACUUACUUUGUUAAAUGGGUCUGAUGGAUUCCAAAUUAAACAUUCUCACAGUUAUGAUGUGAGAAGUAUAAAGAGGUGGCAUUCAUGAUAAAGGAUUUGGUUCUUUCCCUUUCUUUUUUUUUGUCAUUUGAUGAUAAUACUCAUCUUACACUUGUUCUGAGUAAUUACUGCCUGUUUUUUAUACUCUUUUAUAUAAAAUAAAGUCUGCCUUUUCAUAUGCGAUAAGGAAAUAACAUUGUUUGAGGAAAAUUAAGGUUUGUCUUGGGCUCUUGACUGUUAACAGCAAUUAAUUAUUUCCAGGGUAGCUGAAACAAGGUGACUGAAGUCCACCAAGUUUAAGCUGCAAUAGCAAUGAAAACCAGCUUUGAGGUACUACAAAUAUUCAGCCCAUUAUGUUUUUCUGGUUCCUCUAAAUGUCUGUUAAUGUGGAAAAAAAUGAUGACCCUGGCCACUGGAUGCUUAAAAAGUGUCUGAGUUUAAAAUAGACAUUAAAUGUACGUGACCUCAUCUGCAAGGGCAGCAAGUAGUCUUGAAAAGCUAUAUUUAUCUGCCAGCAACUCCUGUACACUGCUGUUGCUCUGCUGUAAUUGUACCCUGGGCAAGUAAAUGUCAGUUACAAAAUGAGA
Messenger RNA from Tyto alba (common barn owl), 3274 nucleotides. RefSeq names its product EF-hand calcium binding domain 7 (gene EFCAB7). The record is from RefSeq and is a predicted model, not a curated record. NCBI's taxonomy places the organism in Eukaryota, Metazoa, Chordata, Aves, Strigiformes, Tytonidae. The transcript is spliced from 15 exons. The coding region runs from base 291 to 2183 and encodes 630 amino acids. Gene Ontology annotation, molecular function: calcium ion binding.